AUGGAGGAACGGCUGAGCCCUCGGUGGCUCCUGCUGCCGCCGCUCCUGGCGCUCCUCUGCCUCUUGGUUCUCUACCAAUAUGCCGGCCCCAGCGGGGGCUGCCCCAGCGCGCCUCCGCAGCCCCCGCCAGCCUCCCCCUGCGACCCCCGCUUCUCCCCGGCGGCUGGCGGGAACCCUGCGGCGCGGUGGCACCCGCACCGGGAAGCUCUCCUCUCCUGGGCCCUGCCGGGGUCCCGCAAGCCCCCCUUCGGCCUCUCGGAGCUGUGCCGCCGCGUGCGCUUCGACAUGCGCGGCCGCGACGUGAUGGUUUUCCUGCACAUCCAGAAGACGGGCGGCACCACCUUCGGCCGCCACCUGGUGCGAAACAUCCGCCUCGAGCGGCCCUGCGACUGCCGCGCCGGGCAGAAGAAGUGCACCUGCCACCGGCCGGGCGAGAGCGGAGGAGGCGGCCGCGGCGGAGCCCUCGGGGCGGCCGACAAGGGCGAUACGUGGCUCUUCUCGCGCUUCUCCACCGGCUGGAGCUGCGGGCUGCACGCCGACUGGACCGAGCUCACCAGCUGCGUGCCCGCCGCCAUGGAGCGCCGAGGGGGAUGUCCGGCCAACCGCACCCUCAGGAACUUCUACUACAUUACAAUGCUGAGGGACCCCGUAUCACGUUACUUGAGUGAGUGGAAGCAUGUCCAAAGAGGUGCAACAUGGAAGACUUCUCUCCAUAUGUGUGAUGGGAGGAGCCCCACACCAGAGGAACUACCUAUGUGUUACCUAGGAGAUGACUGGUCUGGGGUCAGUUUACAGGAGUUCAUGAAUUGUAGCCAUAAUCUGGCUAACAAUCGCCAGGUGCGCAUGCUGGCAGACCUCAGCCUGGUUGGGUGUUAUAAUUUGACCUUUAUGAAUGAGAGUGAAAGAAAUAUGAUCCUUCUACAAAGCGCCAAGAACAACCUGAAAAAUAUGGCCUUUUUUGGACUCACAGAGUUUCAGAGAAAAACUCAGUAUCUUUUUGAAAGGACAUUCAACCUGGAGUUUAUCUCCCCUUUCACUCAGUACAACAUCACACGAGCCUCUAACGUGGAUAUCAGUGAGUCCGUGAGGAAGCAUAUAGAAGAACUGAACUUCCUAGAUAUGCAGCUGUAUGAGUUUGCUAAAGACCUAUUUCUGCAGCGAUUUCAAUACGCCAAACAAGAAGAGCAUGAACAAAAUCGUCAAAAACGACGAGAAGAACGGAAAAUAUUGCAUGAGCAAAAAGUUCAUGAAUGGCAAAAGGAGGGAGAAGAAAAAGUAACUGUUACUGAGGAUUAUAACAGUCAGGUGGAACGCUGGUGAAUUGCCUUCUAUGUACACAUGUGUAUUGACGGUUUGUUGAACUCACAAUGCAAUCCUAAGAAAACUUUCCUGGGAGUAAGUUCCAUUGAAUAGACCUAAGUAGUAUUCUGAGUAGAUCAGUUUAAGAUUGCUAACUUAAUUAAUCAUUGGAGAAUGGAACUCCUUUUGUUCUGAUAAAAGAGCUUCUCUUAGCCGUUCUUCAACAAUUUGUGUUUUUGUAGAUUUUGUCUUUUAAGUGUACAAUAUUUUAAGUUUUUCAAUACACCUAAAACAGUGUUAUUCAGUUGGCUGUUCAGUAGUUCAUUAUUU
Molecule: messenger RNA, 1629 nt
Organism: Heteronotia binoei (common prickly gecko)
Lineage: Eukaryota; Metazoa; Chordata; Lepidosauria; Squamata; Gekkonidae
Gene: HS6ST3
Product: heparan sulfate 6-O-sulfotransferase 3
Exons: 2
Coding region: 1-1320 (439 amino acids)
Cellular component (GO): membrane
Molecular function (GO): heparan sulfate 6-sulfotransferase activity
Source: RefSeq, a predicted model, not a curated record